UUCAGCAUUGAUUAUAACCACCUUGCUUCAGGCGGAAGGUCUCAAUAUGGAUAAUAUAGACAACUUUACGACUCUGGUCCCAGACUUCCGGGAAAUACCGGAGGGCGAUGUCACCGUCGCUCGCGAGCUUUGGGAAACGACGAAGGAAGCUGAAAGAGCGAGAAUGAAUUUUACGGCUGCAUUCGAUGAGUCACAGAAAGUCUUCGAUGAAGUUCUUCAAGGUCCCCGGCGGCCGGCAGGGAGCCGUUUCACUCAGGUCGAACAAGGCGCACAGUCAGCGGCUAGGACUCCAGUGAAUGACCAAGAACUAAGCCGAGGAAUGUACAUAACACAACCGUUCCGCAAGAACCCGAUAAAGCUUCGCAUAUAUGAUGGCGAACACGAGGCAGCGAUGCUCGAGGAAGCAAGACAAGUAGCACAGACGGUGCAGGCAGCGAAAAUGGCGGAGGCAGUUUCGGACGAAAUAACCGAAAUGGGCCGACACACUUUAGAACAAAGCAAAGACAAAGCAAUCCUCAACGAAAUUGCCAACCUCAAUGCAACCCUGACAUCCAGAACAAUUGCCGCUAAAAAAGCAUUUCACCCGACCACCAGUGCAUUUGGAGUGGCAGUGACCGUUCCGAAUAAAUCCAAAGGUGCAGCAGGCGGUCUCGACUGUACUCCUCGAAUGCGCUUUCGACAAACACAGAACGGGCCCAUUGACAAGGACCACUUGGCGCCAACGGCACAGCAACAGAACGAUGAUGUCGGGCAGAGUAGCGACGCAGGAGGUUCUUCCGCUAACCAGAACUCAAUUUCGUCGAUCAAAGUUGUGAAUUUGUUCACCCCAACAGCUGUGGACCUUCCCGCGGCGCUUCCCCGUAGCACUGUGCCACCUGUACCCAACGGCUUCUACGGUCGAACAAAAGCAUCCUUCUAACACUUCGAUGUCUACAGCACACCACUGGAGAUUGUGGGCAACGUACUGGAGUGCUGCGUAUGUCGGAUUGACUUCCAGAACGGACACCUGUGCAAAGGAAACCCCCUUGCUUGGCACAGACAAGCCGCGAGGAGAACCCACACCGGCUGCCCACCAUAGCUUGAGUUGACAGCGUAAUACAGCAUGUGAAUCCAUAGUAAAGCAUUGGAUCUACUUGAGGAAUAACAGUCGUGUCAAGCAUAAUUGUCAUAGCUGAGAAGUUAUCUCGUGUAUCUACUUUUAGACCGACAGUCAUCAUGUGACGUGCCCAUAGUAGAGAAUUUAGAAUAGAAAUACAACCCAUGAGUAAAAU
This is a messenger RNA of Toxoplasma gondii ME49, 1271 nucleotides long. RefSeq lists its product as hypothetical. The transcript is spliced from 10 exons. NCBI's taxonomy places the organism in Eukaryota, Apicomplexa, Conoidasida, Eucoccidiorida, Sarcocystidae. Bases 47 to 919 code for a protein of 290 amino acids. The record is from RefSeq and is a predicted model, not a curated record.